UAUUUAGGUUGUGGGCAUUCCGGAAGGGAUGGAAGAAUCGUAGGUGGGUUCGAAUCCGAAGCUGGUAAUUGGCCUUGGAUGGCUGCUAUAUACCUUAUAACCCAUCGUGGUAGGGAAUAUUGGUGCGGUGGUACUUUAAUUGACAAUCGUCAUGUGAUUACGGCAGCUCACUGCUUGGUGCAUAAGAGUGGGCGGAAAUAUCACCCACGCUCUAUAAUUGUCAGGUUAGCCGCUCAUAGGAUAUACAAUCACUACGAUAGGAAGAAUACUAUAGACGUUUACGUAACAAAAACUAUACCUCAUGCUAAGUUUAUGAGGCACGGAUUCUAUAAUGACAUAGGAAUUAUCCAAUUAGCAUCCGAAGUUAAAUACAACAUAGAUAUAUCUCCAGUUUGCUUGCCCUCUAUCAAAAUGGCAGACAACAAUUUAGAAGGAUACAUGGCUACCGUUUUGGGAUGGGGCGUGAUAUCUUAUGGUGGAAGAAACGCAGAAACAUUGCAGCAAGUGUCCGUUCCAAUCUGGAAUAAUGUGGACUGUCAGAAGAGGUAUGUGCAGAAAAUUACAAAAGGUAUGUUAUGUGCUGGUUACCACGAAGGACUUAAGGAUGCUUGCCAGGGAGAUUCUGGAGGUCCUCUGAUGGUUCCAAACAACAGUAGGAGAUGGAUACUAGUCGGAAUCGUGUCUUUUGGUAGUAAAUGUGGAGAAAAGGAACAGCCCGGUGUGUAUACUAGAGUUACAAACUACUUAGAUUGGAUUCACGAAGUUACUAAAGCUUAAAACUAUGUGAUGAUAUUUAAAUGCCUUGUUGUAAGAGGUGAUCUAAAAUGCCAUUGUAAAGCUUUGAGCGCACAAAAAUUAUGUGUUAAUUGCCUCUUCGUGCCUCGAGUGCAAUAAUAAUAAAGGCCAAAAUGUAGACAUUAAAUGAAUUUCAAAUAACAUUUAUUUAUGAUAAUAUAAUGAAUUUCUUCUAUGAAGCAUCCACUCUACCAAAAGUCAACAGUGUGGAUAUGAAGAUUCAAGACUGAAAAGACUUAUGAAAAUGCUUUACUUAUAUCUUUGGGAUACUUAAAUAAUUUUUUAAUAUAAAAUUAUAUAUUAACAGAAAGCCAAAAAUCUAAUACUUACAUUUUUUA
Molecule: messenger RNA, 1133 nt
Organism: Centruroides sculpturatus (bark scorpion)
Lineage: Eukaryota; Metazoa; Arthropoda; Arachnida; Scorpiones; Buthidae
Product: proclotting enzyme-like
Exons: 5
Coding region: 79-777 (232 amino acids)
Biological process (GO): proteolysis
Molecular function (GO): serine-type endopeptidase activity
Source: RefSeq, a predicted model, not a curated record